AUGGAUCAAACGGAAAAGCUACGGAUUAGGCAAGAGAAACUUGCUAAGUGGAAAAAACAGAAACUGAAUAAUGAUGUUACAGCAUCUGUUUCUGUAGAUGCUAAGGAAGAGAGACUGAAGAAACUAGAGGCAUGGAAGAAGAAGAAGAAACAACAAGAUGAACUCAAGCAAAAGGAUAUAAAACUUACCAGUAUAAAGUCUGCGGAUAGGGACAGGAACAAACGAAGGGGACAGUGUUCGAGAAAACGUCCUGCUUUUGGGGGAAGUGAUAGUGAAUCUGAUGAUGAAAAUUCCACAUCAACGUUAUUCAAGCCGCGUAGAAACGAUACAAAUACUCAUGUUCUGACAAAAGACAACAGCAAGGAUGAUUUGGAUGAUGGGAAUGAUGCAUUGGAUGAAUAUAUCCACAAGCUUAUCGAUAAAGAUUCGAAUACUAACCGAGUAAGACUUAUUGAUAAUAUUUCAGAGGAUGAAGAUGCUAACGACAGUAGCUCAGAGAAAACGAUAUCUCAAGAGGAAGCUCCGGUUGAUUCAGAGAUAUUAUUCAAAAAGAAGGGUAGAAAGAAAAUAAAAGCCAUUGAUUACUCUAAAGUUUUAAACUUAAUAACAUUAAAUAAAUGUCUUUAUCGUGAACCGAACGAUUUGGGAUUGAUGUCAGAGAAAGAUGUGGAGGAACUUCGAUUAUCAUUAGAUAACAUUAAAAUCUCAGGGAAAGAUUGUCCCAAACCUGUAACGAAAUGGUCACAGCUUGGUUUGUCCUCUGAAAUCAUGGAUCUUAUCUCCAACGAACUACAGUUUGUAACCCUCACACCAAUUCAAUGCCAGGCAAUACCGGCUAUUAUGUCAGGCAGAGAUGUUAUUGGUAUCUCAAAAACUGGGUCAGGGAAAACGGUCGCUUUUCUCCUACCACUUGUUAGACAGAUCAAGGCUCAGCCACCUUUAGCUCCUGAUGAGACUGGUCCUAUUGGUCUUAUAUUGACACCGACCAGAGAAUUGGCCGUUCAGAUACAAGAAGAGGCACUUAAAUUUUGUAAAGGGUCUGGCAUUUCAAGCAUCUGUUGCGUGGGAGGCUCGGAGUUAAAGCAACAAAUCAAUGAAUUGAAAAGAGGUGUUGAUAUCAUUGUCGCAACUCCAGGGAGAUUCAUUGAUCUUAUGACAUUAAAUUCAGGCCAUUUGUUAUCUCCUACAAGAAUUUCGUUUGUUGUUAUGGAUGAGGCAGAUAGACUUUUCGACCUUGGAUUUGGACCCCAAGUCAACCAAAUUAUGGGCUGCAUCCGUCCAGACAAGCAGUGUGUUCUCUUUAGUGCUACAUUUCCAAGUAAGCUCAAACAUUUUGCAUCGCGAACCUUAAAGAAUCCUAUUCAAAUUACUAUAAACUCUAAAUCACUUAUUAAUGAGAACAUUCAGCAGAGAGUCCAAAUUUUUGAUGAGGAACAUGUUAAAUUUGAGUUCCUACUUAAAAGGCUUUCGGAUCGGUUAGCCUUGCAUCGUGGUGAAGAUGAAAAGACAAUUAUUUUCGUUGGAAGCCAGCAGCUUUGUGACCUUUUAUAUGACGAGCUUUUACUUAAUGGCAUCACCACUUUUCCUAUCCAUGCUGGCAAACCUUCUGCAGAACGUCUUCGCAACUUGCAAAAAUUCAAAGAAACUGACAACGGAAUUUUGAUAUGUACUGAGGUACUCUCAAGAGGUCUAAACGUGCCAGAGGUUUCUCUUGUCAUUAUAUACAAUGCGGCAAAGACCAUCGCACAAUACGUUCAUACCGUAGGAAGAACUGGUCGUGGGACUAAUAACGGCGUUGCGCUCUCCUUCGUUAUGGUUGAUGAACUUGCAUCUGCCUAUAUUUUGGUGAAGUGCAUGAAAGAGAACGAGUUGAGCUCUGUGCCGAUGGUUGUCUAUCAAAAAUUGAAGGAAAUGAACGACGAAUUUUCGAGUGGACUAAAGACUGGAAAAUACAGAUUGAUCCAGGGUUUUGGUGGAAAAGGUCUUGAUCACUUAGACGAGCUAAACGAAGCAAAACAGUCUCAAGAAUAUACUGACUAUGGUGUCGUUGAAAAUGAAGAAGAUGUGACAGAGGAAGAAAGCGGAGCAACCAAAAUGGAAUACACAAGAGGUAAAAGGGAAGAAGGACAUUCCACAACAUAUUUUGCACAUAUAAAUAUUAACGACCUUCCGCAACUUGCGAGGUGGGAAGCAACGAAAACAGAGACAGUCUCGAACAUCAAACAGGAGACAGGAUGUAAUUUUGAGAGUAAAGGUAGCUUCUACCCUGAAGGAAAAGGGCCAAAGAAUGACACUGAUGAUCCUAAAUUGUAUUUGAUUGUGGAAGGUGCAGAAGAAAGUGACGUAACAAUGGCAUUAGAACUCCUCAAUACAAAGGUUAAAGAGGGAAUACGAAAAGCAGCAGUGAAGGAUAUCCAAUCAGGUAAAUAUCGUAUGUAA
Kluyveromyces lactis is the source of this 2439-nucleotide messenger RNA. It is a transcript of the gene PRP5, whose product is annotated as DEAD-box RNA helicase PRP5. The coding region runs from base 1 to 2439 and encodes 812 amino acids. NCBI's taxonomy places the organism in Eukaryota, Fungi, Ascomycota, Saccharomycetes, Saccharomycetales, Saccharomycetaceae. Gene Ontology annotation, molecular function: nucleic acid binding; ATP binding; RNA helicase activity. The transcript has a single exon. The record is from RefSeq and is a predicted model, not a curated record. Gene Ontology annotation, cellular component: nucleus. Gene Ontology annotation, biological process: mRNA splicing, via spliceosome.